Austrofundulus limnaeus is the source of this 1024-nucleotide messenger RNA. Its product is annotated as dentin sialophosphoprotein. The record is from RefSeq and is a predicted model, not a curated record. Lineage: Eukaryota; Metazoa; Chordata; Actinopteri; Cyprinodontiformes; Rivulidae.
CAACAGAAGAAGAAACUCACUUGUGAGACCGGAAGUAGUAGUUAGCAGCGGAGCAUGAACCGCGGUUUAUUUGAAAGUAGUUUUUAUUCGGUUUCACAGAUAAAAGAUUUUAUUUUUAUUUUGUUUUUUUGACAUUCAUUUAACAACCAAGUGGACCCAAGAUGGCCUUGCGGAGUUCAGAUGUUCAGCAGCUGGUGCGGAUUAAAGAAGAAGAGCAGAGGCCUGAUGUGGACCAGCAGGACCCAGGGACAGUCCACAUCAAGAAGGAAGAAGAGGACUGGAGCAGUCUGGAGGCAGAGCAGCUCAACAGGACAUUAACGACUGAGGCCAAUGGGUUUGACUUCACUGCACAUCCUUUYAAGAGUGAGGAUGAUGAAGAUAAACCGUUCCCACAGCUUUAUAUGCACACAGUGGAAGACAGAGAAUUUCUACCCAGCACAUCAGCUGAUCCAAUGAAAGCGUCAGCAGACGAAGAGGACUUUACAGAAAUAGAAAUCAUCUGGGAUCCAGACGGGUUGGAUUCCUUCUCUUCUGAGUUUGAGGAUCUGGAUGAAGAUGAGGAGUCWGACUCUCAGCUGAGUGACUCGUCAGACUCUCAGCUGAGUGACUCGUCAGACUCUCYGCUGAGUGACUCGUCAGACUCUGGAUCAACAUCUGAUGACAGUGACUGGAUGGAGAGCGGGGCUUCUACAUCAGCUGUAAAGACCUUCAUCAACUCUGACACGACGAGUCGUUCAACUAGUUAUUGUAAAAGGAAGCCCUCUGAAAGGUACAGAAUUGGUGUAAUGAAUACCACACCUACUUUUUUGGGAGAACACAACUAUGCAAAAGUCUUCUUAACUUUCAAUAAAAGCAAAACUUUAUAAAACACUCAAAUUAAAUGGACAUAUCAGGCAAAAUCUACUUUUUUACACUUAAAUGGAUUUUGUUGCACACUGGGAGUAUCUAUGAUUGUGAAAAAUUUGAAUUUAGUUUCUCCUGGUGUUGCAAAGAUAUCUAUGUUCUGUUUGGGUCAUGGUUUUUU